This is a messenger RNA of Capronia coronata CBS 617.96, 663 nucleotides long. RefSeq lists its product as uncharacterized. The record is from RefSeq and is a predicted model, not a curated record. Gene Ontology annotation, cellular component: ESCRT III complex; cytoplasmic side of plasma membrane; multivesicular body. Gene Ontology annotation, biological process: vesicle budding from membrane; late endosome to vacuole transport via multivesicular body sorting pathway. Lineage: Eukaryota; Fungi; Ascomycota; Eurotiomycetes; Chaetothyriales; Herpotrichiellaceae. Bases 1 to 663 code for a protein of 220 amino acids. The transcript has 3 exons.
AUGUGGAGUUGGUUUGGCGGGGCAUCGGCGCAGGCCAGGAAAGAUGCGCCGAAGAAGGCGAUUCUGAGCCUGCGCCAGCAGCUGGACAUGUUACAGAAGCGGGAGAAAUACCUAGAGAGCCAAAUGGCAGAACAAGAUGCAUUGGCACGGAAGAACAUCACCACAAACAAGACAGCCGCCAAAGCCGCCCUUCGACGCAAGAAGCUGCAUGAACGAACGCUAGAACAGACGUCGGCGCAGAUCGCGCAGAUCGAACAACAAAUCUACUCGAUCGAGGCCGCCAACAUCAACCAAGAGACGCUGAACGCGAUGAAGAACGCCGGCGCCGCCAUGAAGCAGAUCCAUGGCAACCUGACCAUCGACAAGGUCGACCAGACCAUGGACGAGCUGCGCGAACAACACGCUCUGGGCGAGGAGAUCGCCAACGCCAUCACGAAUGCGCCCAUCGGCGAGCCCAUCGACGAGGCAGAUCUCGAGGACGAGCUGGAAGGAAUGGAGCAAGAAGCCAUGGACGAGAGAAUGCUCAAGACCGGCCCCACGCCUGUCACGGGCGAGGUCGCGAGGCUGCCUUCUGUUUCUACCGGUCCUAUCACCAAGCCCUCCACCGUCGAGGAGGACGAAGAGGAAGAACUCAGGAAACUGCAAGCCGAGAUGGCCGUGUAA